GUAAGGGCUGGCAUAAUGGAAAGGAGAGCAGGGGGAGAGAAAGUUGUAUUUUUGAACUGUGUUUCUCCAGGGUCCCCUUCACUCCUGAGCACACUGAGAGAGCGGGGACCAGGAGGACCAGUCUCUCUGAUCAGGCAACUGUGAAGAUCCCUCCCUGCUUCGUGAAAAUGCGUCUGGGGACCGUAAUCCUCCUGUCUGCCCUGCUUCCACUCUCUGUCGCCCUUGGAUGGGACCCUCUGGGCUGGCUGUUUCACCGUCACCGCCAAGAACAGUAUGUUGGCUCCCUGCAGGCAGCUCCAGCAGAUGGGGCCUGUCCCGAGGAGUGUGACUGCCCCCCGACCUUUCCCGUGGCCAUGUACUGUGAUGGGCGUGGCCUGACAGCUAUUCCAUCCAUUCCCUCCCGCAUCAAGUACCUGUACCUCCAAGGCAACGCCAUCUCAGCUGUGCCCGAGUUAGCUCUGGUCAACGCAACUAAUUUGGUGUGGCUCUUUCUGCAUCACAAUCAGCUGACGUCUGAUGCCAUCGGCAAGGAGGCAUUCUCAAAGCUGGAAGGACUGGAGCGUUUAUUUCUUCACCACAAUAACUUGACCAGCAUCCCACCAAACCUUCCUCGCUCCCUGCGGGACCUGAGGAUCGACCACAACAGGAUUGAAAAGGUGAUCCCAACAGAUCUUGAAGGAAUGGAUAACCUCACCAUCCUGCAUCUUCAUGAUAAUGCUGUUGCAGACUUUGGCACGUCACUGAAGGCUCUGAAAUCCCUCACACUGCUGGACAUCAGCAACAACAAGUUAAUGAAGGUUCCAGAUGCUCUUCCUGAACAUUUGCACCAGCUCUACCUGGAGUUCAACUCCAUUGACUCUCUACCCGAGGGUUUCCUGGGAGGAUUAGCUCAGCUGCAGUAUGUAAGGAUGGCCCACAAUCAGCUGACAGACAAGGGAAUCCCGUCCAACACCUUUAAUGUGACCGGACUGGUGGAGCUGGACCUGAGCUUCAACAAACUAGAGAGAAUCCCCACCGUCAGCACCACACUGCAGCAUCUGUACCUGCAAGCCAAUCAGAUCAAAGAGUUCACUCUGGGAAGUUUCUGCGCCGUCGUGGACGUGACAAAUUUCUCCAGACUGCAAACGCUGCGACUGGAUGGGAACGAGAUCAGUCAGGAGGACAUCCCUACAGAGUCUGCCCUCUGUCUGCGUGUGGCUUCAAGCAUCCAGAUCUAGCCGAGUCUCUGCAAAGUUGGGCCACUAGUCAGUGAUAUGAUGUGGUGUGAUGUUACACACACAACUGUGAUUAUUGUUCAAAUGUGAAAACAGGUAUUUCUUCAGUAUUACACCACAUUAAGGGACAGAAAACAUUUGGUUAAGAACAGUCAGUUCAUUAUGAUUACAUGUUGUAUUCAAAAAAACUAAUUAGAAGCCUUAAUAUAUUGUAUAUUGUACGAUACCUCUGGGACCAUGAUCCAUUGUUGUUAUGAGGAUUAUUGACUUUAAAACCCUUUUAUUUAGUUUUUUAUUUCUGUUUUUCUUUAUGCGUGUUGUCCUAUAUUUCUCUUUGUUUACCUUGUUAACUCUGACUUUUAUAAUAUACCCUCCUGAUCAAAAUCUUAAGACUAGGAAAAAGUUACAAGUAUUCACAUUUAAAUCUUUUCAUUGGUUGAUUAUAGCCAGGGUUUGAGUCAAACUCUAAAUUACAUGAGAAAAACUAAAAAUAUGCAGAGGGGGUAAAGGGCAGGUAAAAAAAGCAGGUAAAACAAUAACCAAAAAUGAACACAAUUGAUUUAAAAAAAAAAACACUAAAAUUGAGCAAAGUAUGGCUUAGUGGGGCCCUUGUUGCUCCCUACAAAAAUGUAUUUUAGACUUGCUUGAUGUCAUUGUUUCCAGUCGGCUGGUAGGGGGAUGACACGAAACACAGAUUUAAACAUAGAUUUAGUAUUUUUAUGGCCCCUAACUUUUGAUGAGCAGAUACUCAGCCCAUUUGAGUGUAUUUUCAAUUAUUUUCCUACUCUCUUUGUGUGUCACUUGCUCCUGUUUCUCCUGUUUCUUCUUGCACUUUGAAAAUCCACUUAAAACCUGGUUAAGAUCCAUCAGGAAAAAAAAGUGAAGUUAUAAUUUCUGCCCAACCUGAAUAUUUUUGAUCAGGAGUGUAUUCAAGACUAUGUGAAGUAUCCAAAUACACUAUAAAAGUAAUAUGUACCUAAGAAUAACAUGACACUUGACUACAAUGUUUGGUGCAUAUAUUUAGUAUAAAGAUAAAAAAAACUGUAGCUACAAGGUUUAUAACGGUAUGUAUCAGUAACUGAUAGUAUUCUAUUGACUAAUUUUGUACAAGAGACAAACAAAUAAAAGACGUGCAUUUUUUUUUUAAAUGGUCAGGUGCUUUUUUGGGAAAUUGAUGUUUAUAUUUUGGGCUGUUUGGCUGACACAGCUUAUAUGACCUUUAACCCACAUCGGUGGAUUGUGGUAUCUGCCAUCGACCAAAUAAUGAAUGUUGAUGCAUUGUUGCAUUAGGGCCAAUCCCUGGAUGAACAGCAAACCAGUCAGACGUCUCGUAAGAUCUAUUUUUAAGGUAUUAACAAUGAUGCUCUGUCAUAAGUGGACACACCAGCCGACUGUCACAAAAGUUUUAGUGGUGAACGUAGGAUUUAGUGCCUCUGACUAGAUGACGCAGGCCAUGCCAAAGUUUUCUUACACCUUGAACAUUUUUUUUAAUUUUCCCACAUUACUUCAGACUUCUAUGUAUUUUUGUAGAGUUUAUGUGACCAACCAACACAAAGUACAACAUAAUUUUGAAGUGUAUGGAAAAAGAGUCACAGUUUUUCUUAUCUGCAAAUAAAAAUAUCAAAAGUA
This is a messenger RNA of Fundulus heteroclitus (mummichog), 2843 nucleotides long. RefSeq names its product fibromodulin a (gene fmoda). Gene Ontology annotation, molecular function: protein binding. NCBI's taxonomy places the organism in Eukaryota, Metazoa, Chordata, Actinopteri, Cyprinodontiformes, Fundulidae. The record is from RefSeq and is a predicted model, not a curated record. Bases 168 to 1217 code for a protein of 349 amino acids. The transcript has 6 exons.